CAUACUACCAUUCCUAGAAACAUCGACCUGCUUUGUUUACCUGUGUUGUCAAACACCCACCAUUGCCUUUUAUAAGUUUCUUGUUGUAGAAGAAGAGUUUUUAAGGCUAUUAAAACUGUCUGGUGAGUGAUGGAUGAUCCAGGCAGAAUGAUGGGCCAUACCGGAGGCGGUCUGAUGCCCCCUCAGCCGUACGGUAUGAAUCCUCAGGGCGAUGCUCCUUCGGGGGGCGAAAACGAGCCCCGCAAGCAGGAUAUUGGAGAAAUUCUCCAACAAAUCAUGAAUAUCACCGACCAGAGUUUGGACGAGGCCCAGGCAAGAAAACACACACUGAACUGCCAUCGAAUGAAGCCAGCAUUGUUUUCCGUCUUGUGUGAAAUUAAGGAAAAGACCGUGUUGUCCCUUAGAAAUACCCAAGAGGAGGAGCCCCCAGAUCCCCAACUGAUGAGACUGGAUAACAUGUUGAUUGCUGAAGGAGUUGCAGGACCUGAAAAGGGGGGUGGUGCUGGGGCUGCUGCAUCUGGUUCGGCUGCUGCUCAAGCAGACCUCUUCCCAGGUCAGCCGGAUAACGCGAUCGAGCAUUCGGAUUACAGGGCCAAACUGGCCCAAAUCCGACAAAUUUACCACCAAGAGCUCGAGAAGUACGAACAAGCUUGUAACGAGUUCACUACUCAUGUAAUGAAUCUCCUGCGAGAACAGUCUCGAACUAGGCCUAUUACGCCUAAAGAAAUUGAACGGAUGGUGCAAAUCAUCCACAAAAAAUUCAGCUCAAUUCAGAUGCAACUCAAACAAUCCACCUGCGAAGCUGUCAUGAUUUUAAGGUCUAGAUUUUUGGAUGCCAGAAGGAAACGCAGGAAUUUCAGUAAACAGGCGUCCGAAAUUCUGAAUGAAUAUUUUUAUUCGCACCUAAGCAAUCCGUAUCCCAGUGAAGAAGCGAAGGAGGAGUUGGCUAGAAAGUGUGGCAUCACUGUCAGCCAGGUGUCCAAUUGGUUUGGAAACAAACGUAUUAGAUAUAAAAGAAAUAUGGGAAAAGCCCAAGAGGAGGCAAAUCUAUAUGCUGCCAAGAAAGCUUUUUCACAUUAUGAAUACAAAAAGAACAUAGGCAAAGCUCAAGAGGAAGCGAAUCUGUACGCGGCCAAGAAGGCGGCUGGGGCGUCGCCUUACAGCGGCACGCCCACCCCCAUGAUGUCUCCUGCGCCGCCGCAGGACUCGAUGGGUUAUUCCAUGGGCUCGGCUUACGACCAAGGCUCAGCGUACGAUGCCAGCAGCUGCGGCUACGAUCCCAUGCAUCCGCAGGAACUGUCGCCUUAAGAGCAUCCUCAGCUUUAGCUUAAACACUCAGUAUACUACUUUCGCGUAUCUAAAUAUAGGCCUAUUUGACAAUGCUUCACGAGUUGCGGUAAGUUUCAUUUAUAUAGCUACGAUUUUUAAUGUAGUGGUUUUUUAUAGUACUACUUUGUAAUAUUUGGCAGCACUGCAACUCGAUAAACAUUUCAAAACUGAACAAGUAUACGAUACAUACCUUGUAUACGGAGCAUUCCAUACCAAAUCGACCACUUUUAACUGAAACAUUUUUAUCAUUUUCUACCCUAUCAAAAAUAUUUUUCAGAAUUUUUUUAAAUUUAUUCUCCAAAU
Messenger RNA from Brassicogethes aeneus, 1632 nucleotides. Lineage: Eukaryota; Metazoa; Arthropoda; Insecta; Coleoptera; Nitidulidae. The record is from the annotation of a GenBank genome assembly.